Hordeum vulgare subsp. vulgare (domesticated barley) is the source of this 916-nucleotide messenger RNA. RefSeq names its product 36.4 kDa proline-rich protein-like. The record is from RefSeq and is a predicted model, not a curated record. Lineage: Eukaryota; Viridiplantae; Streptophyta; Magnoliopsida; Poales; Poaceae. Bases 93 to 572 code for a protein of 159 amino acids. The transcript has a single exon.
CUUCUUCUUCCCUCAGACCAGCGAACGCCAGCCACGAGCGAGAAGCUAGCUAGAGCGCUUCAACGUACCUCGAAGCUAGCUAGCCAGGCACCAUGGCCCGCAUUGCGCCGCUCGUGCUGGUGGCGCUGCUCUCCGUGCUGGCCGCGCCGUCGUCGGCGUGCCCCAGCUGCCCUACCCCGGCGACGCCUCCCCCGCCGCCGCCGCCGAAGGCGACUCCCCCGCCGUCGUCCGUGCCGUGCCCUCCGCCGCCGUACUCCCCCGCGCCGACGCCCCCGACGCCGGCCACGCCGACGCCGUCGUCGCCGACGGGCAAGUGCCCCGUGGACGUGCUGAAGCUGGUGGCGUGCGUGGACGCGCUCAACGGGGUGGUGCACGCGGUGGUGGGCGCCAACGCCAGCGAGACCUGCUGCCCGCUGCUGUCCGGCGUGGCCGACCUCGACGCCGCGCUCUGCCUCUGCACCACCAUCAAGGCCAAGGCGCUCAACGUCAGCCUCGUGCUCCCCGUCGCCAUCUCGGUGCUCGUCAACCAGUGCGGCAAGCACGUGCCGUCCUCCUUUCAGUGCCCUUCAUAAUCCGCUCCAUCCAUUGCAACCACCACCUGCAUCCUCAUGCAUGCGGCUCGGAUGUGUAUCUACUUCGUAUGUAUGGAUGCCUGAGGGUGCACCGCAUCAAGGUAAGUUCGUAUACGGAAUAUGUUAUGUGGCAUGUGUAAUCUAUGUAUGCAUGGCUGGCUAACUUCGGUGUGGAGCUGCGGACAAACAUUGUAUAAUUGUGUAUCAAAUACUAGUAUAUACUAGUACCGUGCAUAAUUGCAUAUACAUAUAUAUAUGUAUGUAUACACGUGUGAGUUGUGGUGUUGGGUGUGUAGCAUUCGUUUUAACAGUUAUGAACAAUAUAAAGUGAUUGUAAUGUGUAA